Molecule: messenger RNA, 1606 nt
Organism: Capsicum annuum
Lineage: Eukaryota; Viridiplantae; Streptophyta; Magnoliopsida; Solanales; Solanaceae
Product: alpha-crystallin domain-containing protein 22.3-like
Exons: 3
Coding region: 459-881 (140 amino acids)
Cellular component (GO): nucleus
Source: RefSeq, a predicted model, not a curated record
AAAAUGUUUUAAAUAAAUUUCCAUCUUUGGGUAUCUGCCGCUCUAUGAUUUUAAAUAUCUAAAUGAAAAUUGUCUUCAAGAUUAGGGGACUGGUUCCACAUUAGUCGUAACCCAGUUUGAAAACCUUUUCUCAUAGAUUCCCUUCACCACGUCAUCGCCAUCAAUCCGCUCUUAUCUCUUGGUCCUAUGUUAUUAAGCCGUAAGACUCUUUUAGUAAUUUCGCUCUACUUUUCAAAGAACAAAAAGUUCAGGUCAGUAGGGAGUAAAGGGCCUUCAGCACUGUUGAAAAUCCCUAAACACAUAAAAGCAACCAACUUCACAGCAAAAAUAAUUUCAUAUAAAUUUCCAGCUUUGGGUAUUUGCCGCUCCUUGAUUUUAACGAUAUCCCAAGACUCUUUUUACCAAUAUUUUUACCAAAUACCAGAUUUCCCAAUCUUUUUUCUUCCAGCAGCUAUCUGAUGGAUUCGCGUUUGAGAGCAUCUCAGUCUUCUGUGUCGAAUUCUGGUGAAUCUAGUAGUUCAAUUCCGCUGCAUCCUCAACCGCUUAAUGUGGCUCCCAUCAGCUGGUAUUCAUUGACACCAGAUAUCAAUGCUGGUUCAGUCUCAGUUGAAGCUAUAACUUUGCCGUCAAAGCGUAGCAACUCUCAGCGGCAUGCUGGGGGUCAGCCUGCAGUGGUUUUUUUUCCUGCUUGUCCAGCCAAAGAGGAGUGGGACAAUCUUAUAAAUCAUGCUAACGGCGGGGUUGCCCUUACUGGAUCGGCUUUGUAUGGAAAGGUUGGGCCAUUCAUGGGUUCAGUUGAUAUAGCUGAAUCUGAAGAUGCUUAUGUCUUCCGUGUUUCACUUCCCGGUGUUGCUAGGGAUGAAAGUAAGUUCUACGUAUGAGUAAGAUUUUCUUAAGUUGAAAAUCACCAUAUCUUCUUAUAACUCUUUACUGUCUUACAUCAGACUUUUUUUUAUAUUUUACUACGUCAAGUUGAAAAUCACUAUAUAUGUGACGACCAUAUGUUUUGUAUAUGAAUGUCAAAUUGCAUCCAUAUGAAUCGACUUGAUGAUUAAGAGAUCUUCCCGUUCAUGUGGUUACAGAAGUCUUUCGCUGUGAUGUUGGACCAAAUGGGAGAAUUCUCAUAAGAGGGGUGAGCGUGACUGGAGAGAGGAAGGUUCGCAGGAAGAAUAUGGUCUUUAAGAUGCAAACUCAGAACUUAUGCCCACCGGGUGAAUUUACUGUUUCAUUCCAGCUACUAGGUCCAAUUGAUCAUCUAAACUUGUCUUGUAAUUUUGGACCUGAUGGGAUUUUUGAAGGCGCUGCGAAGAAAAAACAGCAGGUCCUUUAAGGUCCAGUGAAAUAUUUAGAUCAAAAUCCUUCAUCUCUAUGGUAGGGAGAAGCCAAAUUUAGAAGACCAGGAGCAAUGCUGCAGUUGAUUCCGGGAUCUUUGUGCAGCUUUUAGCCUUAUCUUGCAUCAUGCUUUAGUUCUUUUGUGUGUGUGCCGUCUUGUUGGUUCCAUCGUUAAGACUUACUAAGGGUGUGGCUACCCGAACUUAGCCACUUCUACAGAAUUGGAAAAUUGGGCUCAAACUAAUAGAUUUUGACUUUUGUGUUUAGAGACCAA